ACCUCGGAGGGAAAAUGAGUGGAAUAUUUUCGGUCUUUAGUAGCAUUUAAUAAGAAAAACUUAAGUGAAGAAUUGACAGCUUGGAGAAGUAUUGUAAUUAGAGUAAAGUUGGUUGUAUGGGGUAAUGCACAUUAUUUUGGAACUAAUUGUUUAAUCUUCAAGCGCUUGAGUACAGUUCGUGACGAAAAUGCAAGCAGAACAAAAGAAAAGCUUGUUUUCUCCAUGUAUUUAUUUAUUUGUUUGUUUCUACGCUCGUUUGAUUUCAUUAGCUAGCUAGUUCAUUUAGGUACAGGUAAGCAAAGCGCACUCCCAAAAUGGAAUGGCUAAAAAGUUUUGUUUUUUUUCGGCGUAAAGCUUCAAGGAACUUCGAUACACUGCCCAUUUACAAAAUGAACGGAAAUUGUACAAAACAUUGUUUUUCGUAUAUUUACCUCUAUCUGAAGAUGAUCUGAUAGUCUACUAAUCUUUACUUUGCCCAUUUGUGAGAGGGUAAAAUUUUUCACUGGCUUUUAGAGCUGUCAAAAUUGCUGGGUCUAGGUGAUGGAGAGUUCUUGCCACAGAUCUUCAUUGGGGUUCAGGUUUAAGAUUAGGCUACUCAGAGUUUGACAGAUUGAUAUCAGAAUAAUUACCAUUUUGAUAUUCAAAGACUAUAUAUAUUAGACAUUUUGUAUAAAUGUGUUACCAUCUAGUAUGUCUCCAUCAGUGCUGGUCUCGAUUGUCUGUGGAGAUAUACUUUGGAACAAUUCUCUGAUGUGCUGUUAUUUAAGUGACAUAAAAAUUGACAUAAACAUAUCGAACGUGUUGUCGUCUGAAAACUUGGCUAAUCGAAAAUAAUAGCAUCAUGAUUGAUAGCAGAGUAGUAAUAAAUUAUCUUCCACCAACACCAAAAAUCACACAUCUUAAAACAUUAAUGGGACAAACUGAAUAGGUCAGCUUUUAGAGAGAGAAAAAAAGAAUCAGCUUUUUAUGUUUGUUUUUAGAAACACCUGCUUGCGCGAACCUUGCAGUUGUAUUGUCCGGCUUCUGUUUGCAGGACCCUCGCGCUUUGUUAAUGUAGAGGAUUAAUAAUCUCGUAUUUUUCAUCAAAGUCUUGACGGUAGGGGGCACCAAAGAUAACGUUCCCUCUUCUCGGUCUAAAGUGACAGCAAAAGUGGGCAGGGAGAAAGACGUGUCCAAUUGGAUUGAGAACUCCCAACUCACCUGGGAAAUUACGGAACACGACCACGCAGUAGAUCUACGAAAUGAAGUUGCGGAGCUGAUUUUUUUAAAUUAAUAACACGGGAUACAAUGUAUACAACCGAACGCAGGCGCAUGAGCUUGCACGAAACCAGAAGGAAAGAUCCUGUCAGAGUAUCGGCGGGAAGUUUGUGGCAGGACCCUCUGGCUAUCGAACUCAGCGGCACGAAUAAGGGCUUAACUUCACCUCGCUGUCGCAGCCGAGUCUUAUCGGUGGUGUAUGUUGUUGCUGAAGACGCUUCGGUGCCACAAACUGAGGAAAAUCUUUCACUAAGGUGCCUUAAGGAAGCCUGCGCAGACUCGCAAGGGGAUCUUAAAACCAUCCCAUUUGAAUGUAUUGCGGUGGGUACAGCCAACAGUCUGGAUAGUUUCUACAAUGCAGAUGUUGCUGUUGUUGAGAUGAGCGAUUCCUUUCGCCAACCUUCCCUCUUUUAUCACCUCGGUGUGAGAGAGAGUUUCGGCAUGACUGACAAUAUUAUAUUGUACUGCAAUAAGCAAGAAAAUGAUCUUCAUGUUCUAAAGGAGCAAUGUGGGAGCUAUACUUUUAUACCAUACAUGGUGUCGCCUCAGGGAAAGGUUUUCUCUUGUGAUGCAACUCUAAUGUGGGGCAUUAAGGAGUUCUUGCAGCCUAGCUUUAGCAUUGAACCAUUGCUGACCCCUUUAGUGAACCAGCUGGUUAAGCUUUUGGAGAAUGUGCAAGUUCAUGCUAGCGAGUAUGUCCAUGAGUCCAUCCGGCGGGACAUCCGCAUGGCGCGGGAACGCUUCAGUGGUCAAGCCCUGAGCCAGGAGCUGGGCCACAUCCAGAAGCGCCUUGAUACGGUGGAGCUGCUCAGUCCCGACAUAGUCAUGAGCCUCCUCCUGUCCUACCGUGACAUCCAGGACUAUGAGUCCAUAAUUAAUCUUGUGGAAACCCUGAAUAACUUGCCCAUGUGCAUGGUGGCAACACAACCAAACAUCAAAUUUCAUUAUAUAUUUGCCCUCAACAGGAGGAAUCUUCCUGGCGACCGUGCAAAGGCCCUCUCAGUUAUUCUGCCCUUAGUGGGGUCCGGAGACCAGGUUGCAUCAGAUGUGUACUGCCUUUGUGGACGCAUUUACAAGGACAUGUUCAUGAGCUCUGGAUUCACAGACACGAGCAGCCGUGAUCAGGCCUGCCACUGGUACGGUAAGGCUUUCGAGAUGGAACCCUCUCUGCACUCAGGCAUCAACAACGUGGUCCUUCUCAUGGCUGCCGGCCAUGGGUUUGACACCUCUGUUGAGCUGCGCAAAAUUGGUGUCACUCUCAGCAGUCUACUUGGCAGGAAGGGAAGCCUGGAAAAGAUGCAGGACUACUGGGAUGUAGGUUUCUACCUCGGAGCUGGAAUUCUGGCCAAUGAGCACAAGAAAGUCAUAGAGGCCUCUGAGAAACUCUAUAGACUCAAAGCACCAAUGUGGUAUGUAGGAUCAGUGAUGGAGACAUAUAUUCUGUACAAGCAGUUUACCAGACCACCAGAGGUGAAGCAUCCUAAACAGGAGAUGGUGGACUUUUGGAUGGAGCUGAUGGUGCAAGCAUGCAAACCUACCAUAUCCACAGCGCACUGCCCUGUCCUUAUCCUGGAGCCAACCAAGGCAUUCCAGCCCAGUGUAGUGAGUGUGAGCGAGGAGGACGAGAGCCGCACAGUGCAGCUGAGACACGUUGCUCCAUUGAAGAAAGGCCUCUAUGAGUGGACUUUCCCUGCAUCAGCAAUCCGUGGCGUGAGUAUCUCUAAAUUUGAUGAGCGGAGCUGUUUUCUCUAUGUCCUGUAUAAUUCGGAUGAUUUCCAGCUGUGCUUUCCUAGUGAUCUGCACUGCAAACGAUUCUGUGAACUGGUGAACUCUCUGAUAUGUCAGGGAGAGUCUUCAGUGGAUGAACUUAGCCCUGCUAGUGGAGGAGUUUUGGAGCACAUGUAUGAGAAAGGGGAGAAUGGAGAGAAAGUGCUGCUCGGGAAAGGAACGUAUGGAGUGGUGUAUGCCGGCCGAGACCUGAGCAAUCAAGUGCGCAUUGCCAUCAAGGAGAUUCCGGAGAAAGACAGCACCUACUCCCAGCCACUCCAUGAGGAGAUAGCUCUCCACAAGAGGCUAAAGCACCGCAACAUUGUCCAGUACCUGGGCUCCAUCAGCGAGGAUGGCUUCAUCAAAAUUUUCAUGGAAGAGGUGCCAGGAGGAAGCCUGUCCUCUCUCUUACGAUCAAAAUGGGGUCCCCUUAAAGAUAAUGAGCCCACCAUUGUCUUCUACACCAAGCAGAUCCUUGAAGGACUCAGAUACCUUCAUGAUAAUCAGAUAGUUCAUAGAGAUAUCAAGGGUGACAACGUUCUGAUUAACACAUACAGUGGUGUACUCAAGAUUUCUGACUUUGGAACCUCUAAAAGACUAGCAGGAAUCAAUCCAUGUACAGAGACCUUUACAGGUACUCUGCAGUACAUGGCUCCAGAGAUUAUAGACAAGGGCCCACGGGGAUAUGGGAAGCCAGCUGAUAUCUGGUCCCUAGGCUGUACCAUUAUAGAAAUGGCCACUGGGAAAACACCCUUCCAUGAGCUUGGCAGCCCACAGGCAGCCAUGUUUAAGGUGGGCAUGUUUAAGAUCCACCCUACCGUGCCAGAGUGCAUGUCGGUGGAGGCCAAAACCUUCAUCAUGUGCUGCUUUGAGCCCAACCCAGACAAGAGGACCACUGCCUCUGAGCUGCUAAAAUAUGUCUUCCUUAAAGGCAGAAAACGAGCCAAGCUCCAGCCUUACUUAGCCGAGGUCGAAUCCAGCUCUGCUGGAGAGUACCACAGGAGCAUGUCUGUGCCCAUCGCUGUGUAUGUGGAGGACACAGAUGCUGAGAAGAUGGAGCUUUCCAGCUCUCUGGACCUGAGGAGUCCAAUUCACCACAUCAGAGGAAGUGAUGUUUCAGAGAGCCCUCCCAGCUUCCUACCGGUGUCAGGGGAGCAGCAGGUUGACUUAUCGAGUCCUUCUGUGACAGGAGAGCAGCUAGGCCUGUUCCUGCUGAGGAAGGACAGUGAGAGGAGAAACACCCUUCACAAAGUGCUUACUGACUACAUAGGCCAAGUAGUAUGUAACAUUCAGGACUCACUGCCACCGACUGAGGAACCCAGCAUCACCUCAGAGCAGAUCAAGCAGCUGAUAGGCUGCCUGUCUGAGAACAUCCGCUCCCCAGACAAGAAGCAGCUGACAACCCGACUCCUGAAGCUUCGCUCAAGCCUGCACACGGACGCAGUAGCCCUCGGCAGCCUGCAGGCGGUGCUCUUCAGCUUCCAGGAUGCUGUGAAGAGGGUGCUGCGGCAGCAGCAGGUGAAACCUCAUUGGAUGUUUGCUCUGGAUAACCUGCUGAGACAGGCUGUGCAGGAUGCCAUCACUGUUCUACUGCCAGAACUCAAGCUUCAGCUGCAGUCUUCCUUCGAGAUGGAGGAAGGCACUCCUAUCGAAACAGAGCAGCCCAGGGAAAAUGGCCAGGAAGCAUCUGCAGAGUCCCCUGCUGGGGACGGUGGCCCUGCCCAGCACCCAGAGGGGUCUGAAGGGCAGGCCACAAGUUCCAGACUGCCUGCCAGCCUCCUAAGCAGCUAUAGACCCCUGGCCCAGGAGUUUACCAAGUUACGCCAAGAAACCUGGAGAUUACUGACUCAGCUAAGUGAGAAGGAGAAGGAAUACCAGGAACUGCUCAGGGAUUCAGUGCAAAGUAAACAAGGGCAGAUAGAUAGCCUUAAGGAAAGGUCUGCACCAGAAACCAAUGAUAACAAGGUGGAAUGGUCGCAUGAUCAGACCCAGGCCCUGGUGCAGUGGCUGAAGGCUGUCCCAGUGGAUGAGCACACCAUAAGCACAGUCUUGGCUCAUGGCUUCACCCUGAAUGUCCUGCUCUACAUGGCCUGCAGGGAUGAUCUGAAGUAUUGUGGCAUCAAAGGUGGCAUGCUGUGUCGUAUGUGGAGAGCCAUCUUGAAACAGAGGAUGUCUCAUCUGAAUUCAGUGACUGAGGAAAGUGAAGAAAGCAUACUGUAACUGACAGAACUCAGCUAUCAUCCUGUGAGCUCAAUGAGCUUGAAACAUUUGUGCCUUUUGUCUGGCAUCAUUGUUUAUGUAUUUUCAUUUCAUUUGGGAUGGCUAUUAAUUUUGAUUUUGAGAUCAAAUGUGUGCCUUUUCUAAGAAGUUGAUGUAUAGAGUACUCAUAGGUCAUACUGGGAAGAUGUACUCUAAUAGGUAUUUGUUUCAAGUUUCACUCAGGAAAUUAAGCAGGCCUCAGAGCCUAAUAUCAGAACCAGUUGGGACCCUGUUUCUGCAAUUCCUGAUUUGGGAAUAUAAUGGGAGUCUGUAUAUUGAAUUUGGUCUUGGGAUUUAGAGCCAACAUAGUUUGAUAUGAACUAUUUCCAAAACAGUUCUAUCAACAUAUUAAAGUAAAAACUACAUCUUUUUCACAGAAAUAUGAAGUCCAAGUUCAGGCCAUAUGAUGUGGAGACAUAAGCAGUAAUGUUCAAGUGCAUUAUUGCCAUAGAAGUGUAGCAAAGUAAACAAAAGAAAUCUGCUAACGAAGCAAAAACUAGAGGUUUAUGUUUCCCUUUACAUUAUCCAACCAUUAAUGUUCAAUUUUCUUUUUAUGAGAUUUUUACUAUGGCGAUUCCAGGCAUAACUAAACAUCAGUACUUUCAGAGCAUAAAAUAAUGCUGCUGGUUUCACAAUAUAACAUUUCCAUUGUAUGUUACAUCUUAUUACUGUGUUAAAUGAAGGAAAGAAAACUUUACUGACAUUCUUAAAAAUGUACAUUUUUACAAUAAAUAAACUCAAAUAAUA
Molecule: messenger RNA, 6030 nt
Organism: Electrophorus electricus (electric eel)
Lineage: Eukaryota; Metazoa; Chordata; Actinopteri; Gymnotiformes; Gymnotidae
Product: mitogen-activated protein kinase kinase kinase 5
Biological process (GO): protein phosphorylation; cellular response to stress; MAPK cascade
Molecular function (GO): MAP kinase kinase kinase activity; ATP binding
Source: RefSeq, a predicted model, not a curated record